AUGCGAAACCCAAACAAACACAAGAAACAAGAAACUGCUUUCCUGCACCAAAAGACAAACAGGUUCGAGGGACUGACCUGGCGCAGGUACCAGCGAGGCAGCCACUACUUCGCGAUCGGAAUGAAGCCAAAAGACGACCGCUCCCACUACCGUGCCGCGAAGGUGGCUUUCUGGAUGGAAUGGCUUCCCAGAAUAUCCGAACCCCGAAACUCAACCGGCGGCAUCCCGGGCGGUGAGGGCAGCUCGUUCGGUCCUUUCAGCUGCCCCACGGGGGAGUCAGUGGACAGUCGCGAUGAAUGGAAACCCCGGAAAGUCCCGUAUGACAUCUUCAGUAAGAAUAAACCUACAAAAAAGCCCCAUUCCAGGGAACUCAGUAUAACGAUCUCCGUUGGAAUAACGCUGUUGGUGGUCAACGUUGUGGUUUUUUCUAUGUGCUAUUAUCGGAGGGAUAAGAUGAAACUAUCGGCAGAGGACAAGCACACCAUGACCCUUCUGAAUGGCAGGAACCGCAGCCCGCCUGCAGUAGAAGUGGUAGAAGUUGGGUCGACAGAUGGGGCUUGCCCUACAAGCGACGCUGUACCGUCAAAGCUGUGCGAUGCUGUACCUUCAAAGCUGUGCGAUGCUGUACCGUCGGGACUCUGCGAUGCUGUACCGUCCAAGCUGUGCGACAGUCGGGUCUCUCGGAGAAGCCAAGACAGCGGUAUCAAGUCCCCGAUAAAUUCAACGGACAGCAUAGAUAUUGACACGCCCAGAAAGAAAUCGUUAUGCUUGGAGGACUGAUCUCCAUUCUUCAUGCGCCAAAAUGACACAUGAGUUGGCACUACAUCGAAGUCGUAACAGGCAAUCGUUUCCUAUGAUGAGAACUUUCUGUCUGUUAUAAAAACACGUUUCAUGUAUAUCACUUCAGUUGCAUUUGAACAGGCGCCCAGGAAAGCUCAGUAAAUCCACAGUGAAUCUUAUGAAAAUUGUUGGUCACAAUAACCGAUUACGUAUUAGGUCGCUUGUCUAGGUGACAGUCAGUCAUGCAGGCCGCCAUAUUGUUAAAUGUUGCCUCCGUGCAUUGCUAGUAAAGGCUCCGCAGUUUGCUCUCCACUCGGUCAAACAACAUUCUUGGACACAUGUAAUAGACGUAUUCCAGGAAACACCAUUUCAAAUUUCCUUAAAUUUCCUAUUUCCUACAAACCACAGUAUAUAAAAAAAACGGCUUACAAAAUACAGAAUAUUUGACCACCACUCCAUUCACAUGCAAGCUUGAAGAUUACAAAUCAUCAACGUGUAAAAUUGAGCUUUGCAAA
Molecule: messenger RNA, 1295 nt
Organism: Branchiostoma belcheri (Belcher's lancelet)
Lineage: Eukaryota; Metazoa; Chordata; Leptocardii; Amphioxiformes; Branchiostomatidae
Product: neuroligin-4, Y-linked-like
Exons: 3
Coding region: 1-780 (259 amino acids)
Biological process (GO): synaptic vesicle endocytosis; presynaptic membrane assembly; modulation of chemical synaptic transmission
Cellular component (GO): synapse; cell surface; membrane
Molecular function (GO): signaling receptor activity; neurexin family protein binding
Source: RefSeq, a predicted model, not a curated record